UUUUCUCCCCAAAUCUCCAUCUGUCAAAAUUGCAGUUCCCUCUGGUUGUCCCCCUGUCCCUUGGAGAAUGCUGCUGAUGGGCAGACCAGGAAGUGAAAUCACCAGUGUGACUAUUGUCAUUUGAACUUUAUACGGAAUAACCUGUUGUGGACUAUGCAAGUAUUUUUGGAAGCUAGCUAUUGAUUUGUUUCUUACACUAACUAGCCAUGGUGGUGGAGCAGAGAAGCUGGGUGCUGACUGGCGCCACUGUCGCCUUUGUCGCAGCGCUUUACCUGCCCUGCACGCAGAAGGCUGUCCCGGGUGGAGACUCAGGAGAGCUGAUCACCGCUGCUUGUGAGCUGGGGGUGGCUCACCCCCCGGGAUACCCAGUCUUCACCCUCCUAGCCUGGCUGGCUCUGUCCCUGCUGCCCUAUCUCUCCCUCUCUGUGUCUCCGGCCCACAGUGUCAACCUGCUGAGCAGCUUGCUGGGGGCCGGGGCCAGCGGGGCCCUCUGCUUCACUGUCUGCAGACUGGCAGGCUCAGGGCCGGGGGCGGUGCUGGCUGGGGGCGUGUUUGCUGUGUCCAGGCUCAGCUGGCAGUGGUCGGUGGUGGCUGAGGUCUUCUCCCUCAACAACCUCUUUGUUGGGCUCCUCUUCUCCCUGACUACCAGCUUCCACUGUGCUGACAGUGCCCCCCAGAGGAGGAAGGUUUCCCAUUGGGGGGCGCUGUGCUGUGGCCUGGGUCUGUGUAACCAGCACACUCUGGUGUUGUACGUGGUGGUCAUCAUUCCCUGGGUCCUGCUCCAACUCUACUCUCACAGAGAGCUGUCUGUCUGUGGGCUGAUGUCUCUGGGACUGUGUUUCCUGGGGGGUCUACUGCCCUACGUCUACCUGCCUAUCUCCUCCUACCUGAACACAGCUCGCUGGAGCUGGGGAGACCAGACUUCCCUCUCAGGCCUCUUUACUCACCUACUGAGGACUGAAUACGGCACCUUCAGCCUGGCCAAGGCAGAAGGUACCGGGAACCUCACCAUGAUGCUAAAGGCUCAGCUGGACAUACCCGGGGCCAGGUGCAGUGCUGGCUGGAGGGUGUUUGCUGUGUCCAGGCCCAGCUGGCAGUGGUCGGUGGUGGCCGAGGUCUUCUCCCUCAACCUCUUCGUUGGGCUCUUCUCCCUGACUGCCAGCUUCCACUGUGCAAAUAGUGCCCCCCAGAGGAGUAAGGUUGCGCAUUGGGGUGCGCUGUGCUGUGGCCUGGGCCUGUGUAACCAGCACACUCUGGUGUUGUACGUGGUGGUCAUCAUUCCCAGGGUCAUGCUCCACCUCUGCUCUCACAGAGAGCUAUCUGUCUGUGGGCUGAUGUCUCUGGGACUGUGUUUCCUGCCUGUCUCCUACCUGGACACAGCUCGCUGGAGCUGGGGAGGCCAGACUUCCCUCUCAGGCCUCCUCACUCACCUACAGAGGACUGGGAGGCGCCGUGUUGUUCCCUGGCUACUGACGACCAUGCUGCUACUCUACUCCCUGUUCUUUGCCUGGAGAGCCAACCUGGACAUCAGCAGACCCCUACUGCUGGGAGUGGUGGAGCGGUUCUGGCUUCAGAGCGAUGCUGUGGUGUGUGUGAUGGCUGGGCUGGGCCUGAGUUGGACACACACAGGCCUGGAGAGGAGGCUAGGCCAUGGGGGUCUGUGGAGGGCCGGAGGCUGGCUCUUCACCGUAGGUGUCCUGGCACACAUGGUGCACUCCAACCAUCGGGAGUGUGAUCAGAGCAUUAACAGUGUUGUGGAGCGGUUCGGCAGGGAGCUUCUGGCCUCUGUCCCUCCAGGCUCUAUCAUCCUGACCCGGGGAGACCUCCCAGGGAACUCCCUGCGCUACCUCCACUACUGCCAGGGGGUCCGGCCUGACGUACACCUCGUUGACCAGGAGAUGAUGACGUACAGCUGGUACGUGGCCAAGCUGGGCCAGCAUCACCCUGGGGUUCAUUUCCCUGGGCUCUGGUGGGACCCGGUCCACACUGAGGAGAAGGACACCUUCAGUCUGGAGCAGUUCCUCUCUCACAACACACAGGGGGCUGUGCUGGCCUGUAUCGGGCUGCCUAACGGGGACCCCAGCUGGGAGAGGAGCUUCUCUCGCUGGCCCCUAGGCGUGUGUGACCACCUGGUGCCUGCCCAGGAGCACUUCCACCCGGAGGAGUGGGCCCGUCGCACCCGCUACAUCUAUAACUGGACCGAGCCACACAACAGCUUCCACCCAGGGUCCUGGGAGAGGGUGGCUAAUGAGGAGAUGUGGCAGGCCAGGAUGAAGACGGCUUUCUUUAUGUUUGACCUGGCUGAGAGGAUCCAGGGAGAGGGGAAAGCUCGCCUGUUUGAGCUCUCCUACACUCUGUAUAAGGAGAUCGUGGAGAGGCAUACAGACUACCCUCCCAACUGGGAUAAAAACCUGGCCCUGGCCAGCGAGAGGCUCCUGCGUUCAGGGAAGCAGGGCCACAGCCCUGACAGCCUGCUGACCUGCAGCAUCCAGCACUUCAGCCUGUACCUGGACAAGGAGCCCACCGACUCCCAGGCCCCCGCUAUCCGCACCGCCGUCUCCCACCUGCUGCAGGAGAGGACCAGGCUCCGGCAGAAACACACCCCGUGAGGGAGGGGAGUGUCAGAUAGAGCAGGCAUACAGGAAGUACUGCAGGACACCAUGGAGACUCUCUGACGAGAGUCAGAGCCAGGGGAUGUUGACUGACCUACAGGCUGCGUCUGGUGCUCUAGUGGUUGGGAUGAAGGGUUUUGUCAGGGGUUGAACACGCCCAGUACAGUGGAGAGUAGACUGGGCUCUACCGGCAUUCAUCAUGGAAAAAUGUAUGUAUGAUGACCUGGAAAAUUCUGUGAUGAAGUAGGACAGGAAAAACAUCCCUUGUCAAAUACUUGGCUACAACAUGGGACCUAAUAUGGAGGUAGUGCUGGGGAUGGAGCUCUCUGUGAUGAGGUGGGGUUGUCCAGACAAGCAGGAACCAGGCUGCACCUCACACUGCAGCAAUGUUUUCCACUGGGGACAUUACAUGACCUUUGCAGCCUGGAUUGAACCCAAUCAAGCUGUUCAAGUCUCCCACACAUACACACUUUUAUUUACUAUUUCCCCGUCUCAUUUUUCUGUCUCUCUCUGUAUCUCUUUCUCUCUCACAGCUUUUAAUGUUAUGAUUAUGUGGCCGUGGCCACCUGCUGAUUUAGUUAUAUUUUUCUCCCAUUAGGUGGCAGGGCUGAGAUUGAGGGAAACCCAAUUUGGGUGCAGAAAUGGGGGAUUAGAGCAGGCUCUUAAUCUGUGACGGACUUGUGCAUUGCCGCGCUGUCCUGGGCUCUGGGCUCUUAGCGUGACCCUGGCUCCCAGUCGCCACCACUGCCCACCGACUAUCCAUCCAUCUGAGUUGGUCCUUUAAAAACGAAUGGAUUCAAUUAGCUUUUUUUCUCCCUUUGACGACAGAGCUAUAAUCCCUCAUAGAUUUAAAUUAAAUAUGAAAUGUUACAAUGCCAGGGACCCUUUUAGAGGGGUGUGUGUGUGUGUGUGUGUGUGUGUGUGUGUGUGUGUGUGUGUGUGUGUGUGUGUGUGUGUGUGUGUGUGUGUGUGUGUGUGUGUGUGUGUGUGUGUGUGCCCCUCCAGUGAUACGCAGAGAGGAAAAUCACACGCACACACACCGAGCAGUGGAGCGCUUUCAUCUCCAGAGAGACAUUCCGUCACGCAGACAUCGAGUCACAACCACAGUCACGCAGACACUCAGAGACGUUGCAUCCAGGCACGCAAAGGUCCUCAGCAGCACGACCCACACUCCUGGAUAGAUGGACUCAGUCACUUGAGGCUGGUCUGAGAGACAUGGUGAUUCAGUACACUUGAUUACAUCUUUAACUACUUUCCUUUUCAUUCCUUCUCCCCUCUGUUCUCGCAUAGACUUUCUACCUAAUUUACCGUACACAUUCUCAGUCUGUGAACAUGCUAUUUCACUCUUUCGGGGCUGGUGUGUUUGAUAUUUGGGCGCCACUGAUUUCUAUGAGACCUGGUCCACAGCCACUCCUGUGUCCACAGCCACUCCUGUGUCCACAGCCAGCCUAGCCUGUGUCCUGUCCUGUCAUCUGCUCUCAUUGUACUUUUAAUGGCAUGGACAGAGAGGACAGAGCACUAGAAGUGCUGCUCCGGUCCAAUCAGAAAACAACCUGCCCUCUGCUCUGUCCACGGGGCUGGCUGAUGAGAAUUGGCCUAGAACAGGUGGCUCAUCUCUCUCUCAGAAAAAAGUGUUUUUCUCUUCUCCAAAGAUUAAAAUACUCUUAAGAAAUACUUUUUUUUUUCAGAGCUUUACUUUACUGUUUCUACUGUGUUAGUUAAUUUUUUCUAUGAGACAUUUUAUUUCUGGUGUAAAUAUAUUUACUGAUUUAUACAAAUAUAUACAAAUCAGUAUUAAAAGGAGAUGCAAAAAAAUCACCAAAAAUCUA
Salvelinus sp. IW2-2015 is the source of this 4441-nucleotide messenger RNA. Lineage: Eukaryota; Metazoa; Chordata; Actinopteri; Salmoniformes; Salmonidae. The record is from RefSeq and is a predicted model, not a curated record.